CAAGUCCCGCGCAAUUACAAAGUAGGAAUUAGAAGUGUUUCCGGAUGACUUGUAAGCUGGAGAUAUUAAUUAACUGUUUCAAAUUGUGAUGUUGGAGCUGGAGUAAUUUGUGUUUUUCCUUUCGGUGUUUAAUGUUUCUCAUAUAAACUGUCUUAUCCAACGAAUGUCAUCUUCGUAUUUUCACUAAAUAGGCGGUAUUUUGCAUAGGCAAAUAUCAUUUUUUUUUGUUUACGUUUUUGUUGCAAAAAAUUAUACCAUACCACUGCCAAUACCAGAACCGUUAUGUUGAUUUAAAAUGUGUGCCUUUAUAUUAAUGUGUUGAAGUGUGAAACAAGUAUAUCAUUCAUUGAAAUUUCCAUUCGGAUUAAUAUAUUGAUGCAAUAAAUUUAAAAUGAAAAUCUAGGGUCAGUUAGUCAGUUUUUAAAGUAUAAAAAAUGUCGACGGAGGAAGUGUUUACAGAAGGGGUGAAUGGCCAUGUUGAACCUGAGGAAGUUGUUGACGGUGGUAGGAAAGAGUCUGUUUCCAAAGAACCUCCACCAACUGUAGCACCAAAACCAAAAAGGUCUAGUGGUAGCAUGAGUGAACCACCACCAGUAGCCCCGCACCAGCAGCAGCAUGGUCACAUGACAGCAGAACAGAUGGAUGAACAGCGGAAACAGAAUAUUGCAUAUGAAUAUCUGUGUCAUCUCGAGGAAAGUAAAGUAUGGAUCCAAGUGAUAAAUGAGGAGUUGCCACCUACUACAGAGCUGGAGGAAGCCUUACGUAAUGGCGUGUACCUUGGUAAACUGGCACACUUUAUGGCCCCUACAAAGGUCCCACUUAAAAGGAUCUAUGACAAAGAUCAAACCAGAUAUAAGGCAAGAGGGCUCCAUUUCCGACACACAGAUAACUUGAACCAGUGGUUUCAAGCAAUGGAAGAAGUUGGACUUCCAAGGAUAUUUUAUCCAGAGACUACAGACAUUUAUGAUAGAAAGAAUAUGCCAAGAACUAUUUAUUGUCUUCAUGCUUUAAGCUUAUACCUAUUCAAACUUGGUAUGGCUCCACAGAUAGAAGAUUUGUAUGGCAAAGUAAACUUUACAGAGGAAGAAAUCAGUGCAAUGAGGCAAGAGUUAGACAAAUACGGUAUUCAGAUGCCAACAUUCAGCAAGAUCGGAGGAAUUCUAGCCAAUGAGCUGAGUCAAGAUGAUGCUGCAUUGCAUGCAGCUAUAAUAGCUAUUAACGAGGCCAUCGAAACACAAGUGACAGCAGACAUCAUGUUAGCGCUUGGUAAUCCAUCUGCAAACCUGAUGGGAGUCAUGAAGAAUCUUGCCGAGAAUUAUUCCACAAAUUUAUAUACUGCCAAACAAACAAAGACUGAAAAUGCCAAAAAUAAGCGUGGUGGUGAAGAUGGUACAAAAGAGUUUGAUGUAUAUGACGAAAUGUUAACGCAAGCUGAAUUACAGGGGAACCUGAACCUAGUCAAUACAACCCAUACGUUGAGUGAACUCAAUAAUGCCUUGUUAAAGGAAGACAAAGAGGGCAUUCUUAAGUGGUUGAAAUCAUCACACCUUGGGAUCAAGAAUGUUAAAGAUGAAAAUAUUGAACACUAUAUUACACAGCUUCAGGAUGUUCGACAAGUGAAAAAGAAUAACAACAAUGGGGAAGAUGUUCCACUAGACAAGGAAGAUAUACAACAAGCUGUAAAUACUGCAAACCUGGAGGCAGACGCUGAGUAUCAGAAAUCUCUAGCAGUGGCUGCUGUGAAUACAGCUAUUGAAACCAAAGAUUGUGACCUUUUGAUGAAAACAUUACAACACCCACGUUCCCAGUUACCGCAGGUACACGAGUUUGCUGGAAGUCUGUACAUGGAAGAGUUUUGCAGCAUGAGGGAAGAAAAAGAAAAUGAGGAUCAGUUAGAUUAUGGUGAAAUUUAUGCUGCUGUUGGAGUGUUGUCAGCGAUAGCAUCUAUAAAUCGAUGCAUUGACACGGGUAAUCCUGAGGGUACUUACGCAGCCCUGUCUGUAGAUACAGCAUGUAUAGAGAAUCUAGACGAGGAAAAUGCAGACAGGUACCAGAAUUCUCUAGAGGCUGCCAAAGCUAGCAAACAAGGGCAACCAUGUGAUCUGUUAACCCAUGCUGAAAUAACAGAAGUUGUAGACCAAGUCAAUGCCCAAGUUGAAGAGGAACAUUUAAGAAUCUUAGCAAUAUCGAAGAUAAACGAAUACAUAGAGCGUGGCAAUCCAGAAGAAACACUGGAAAUGUUAAAACUGCCGGAAGCGAAAGUAGAGAAUGUGGAAGAUAAACAAGCAUACUGCUACCAGGUGUUGUUGAUUCGGAAAAAGAAAGAAAAAGCAGAGAAACAUGGAGAUGACAGCGCUGAACUAUGGGUAGACGAGAUUCAAGCUUCAAUUGACAAGGGCAACAAAGAUGCCAAAGAGGGAGUAGAACUGUCUUGUGGUGUGGCAACAAUAAAUAAUGCAGUGGAUGCAGAUGAUCAUGAGGCCUUGACUAGUGGCCUUGGCCUACCUGGCGUAGGAAUACAAAAUGUCAGAACAGACUGUGCUCAUGCAUACCUAGAGGAGCUACAUAAAUUAAAAGAAGAGAAGCAAGCAAAGGGAGAGUGUGGGACUGGGUGGAUGAUGAAUCGUACCAAGGACGGUACAAAAUUCUUCUACAACACUCAGUCCCAGGAUUAUCUGUGGUGUAGAACUGAUGAUGUAAUUAAAGACCAUUCCCUAUUAACCAAAGAAGAAAUACAGGGAGCAAUUUCUGAGGUUACUGAUGCACGUAAUCGUGAAAUGUUAUUUGAAGCAAAUGAGGACUUUAUCAUCAAGGUUCAAGCUUUAACACGUGGUUACCUAACUAGGAAGAAAUUCCGAAAUCGUGUAACUUACCUUAAAGAACAGGAGCCAAGUGUUGUCAAAAUUCAGGCAUUCUUCAGAGGAGCAAGACAGAAGAAAGCUUACAAAGAACGUAUGGCAUAUUUAGCCGAUAACACCGAUUCUAGUUUGAAAGAUGUGGUGAUGCAUAAUAAAAAAUUAGCAAAACAAAGAGAAAAACCCCCAGGGGGAAAUCGUAAAAGUGCGUCUUUCCCAAGGGACGAAAAUGAUGUGAAAGAAAACAUGAUCGAAGGAGGAUUAAUUAUUAUUGAUUUGUUUUUACAUCUUUUCAGUUCCAAGGUUGAGAAGAUCACAGACAUCGUGACAGGCAAUCCCCUGGUCGUGAAAAUGAUUGUAGGCUUUAAUAGGAAUCAGCGAGGUCAGAAUGCCUUGAAAGAGAUGUUACAGCCGUUGGUAAUGGAUGUAAUACAGGAUAAGAAUAUACGUAUAAAUACUAACCCCAUAGAAGUGUACAAGGUCUGGGUCAAUCAACAAGAAUCAGAAAGUGGGAAAACUAGUGAACUGCCUUAUGAUGUAACCUCAGAAGAAGCAUUGAAACAUCCUGAGGUACUGCAAAGACUACAGGAAUCUACCAGCCAGUUACAGGCUCUCACUGACCGCUUCUUGAUGGCGAUAUUACAGUCCCUUGACAAAAUACCUUAUGGCAUGAGAUAUAUGGCAAAGGUGUUGCAUGCUGCUCUACAGAAAAAAUUCCCUGAUGCUCAAGAAAAAGAUAUUCUUAAAAUUGUUGGUAAUUUGUUGUACUACCGUUACAUCAACCCAGCCAUUGUUGCUCCCGAUGUGUUUGAUAUUAUUAACAUAAGUGCUGAGAAAGCGCUCACCACGGACCAGAGAAGAAACCUUGGAUCAGUCGCAAAGAUUCUGCAGUUUGCUGCAUCAAAUAAAGGGUUUGGUGGUGAGAGUUCCUAUCUUGCUCACAUGAACAGCUACAUCAAAGAUGCUCAUGAAAAAUUCAAGAAAUAUUGUUUAGCUGCCUGUGAAGUGGAAGAACCGGAGUUAAAGUUCAACAUAGACCAGUAUUCUGAUGUUACCAUGAUAACCAAACCUGUCAUAUACAUCUCUAUACAGGAAAUCAUUGAUACACAUCAGUUGUUACUAGAUCAUCAAGACAGCAUUGCCCCAGAUAACGGUGACCCCCUACAUGAACUGUUGGAAGAUUUAAGAGAGGUACCAAGUGGACAUGAGCUGUUAGGAGUUGAGAUAGGGGAUAAUGAGGCUCUUGAAGAACAAAUUCAUGCCCAACUUGGCAAAUCGGAGAUUACUUUAACACUCACUAACAAAUUUGAAGUACCGGAGGAUGAUCAAACAGAUAUAAAGACAUUGUUAAUAAGAACAAAGCGGAUGUCAGUUGAUGUGAUAGCAUGUCAAGGUGGUGAUACACUCUUACAGAUUCUUGAGACACCUGCUACAGAUGAACAAGAGGAACUUCACCAAGCUCUCGUCAAGAAGCGAGAUCUUCGUGACAAACGAGCGGCAAAAUCAGAUGGCAACAUCGUUCGUACGCAGUCAAUGUCGGGUGAUUGCCGUCUGCCACUACAUCUGAUGAAGACAAAGAUCAAGAAAAGUUUACAGAAUCUGGAGUUAGCAAAUGUUGUGACUAGGAAAGACGGAUACCAGGAAAUUAUAAACCUUAUCGCUCAAGAUAUUAGAAAUCAAAGAAGAUAUCGCAACAACCGUAAACAGGAGUUGAAUCGUCUCCGAAGUACGCUGAAGAGUUUGUCAGAGAAACGUGUCUUUUAUGAAUCUCAAGUAGACUAUUAUAACCAGUAUGUGAAAACAUGCACAGAAAAUCUACAACAGAAGGGGAGGUCCCACAAAGCGAAGGCAAACAAGAAUGCACGUAAAGCACAAGGCACGAUAAAAUACAGUGGUGCUAAAAUGCACGAGAAAGGUGUUAUACUGGAAAUAGAAGGAUUGUCACAGAACCAAUUCAAGAAUGCACAGUUUGAGAUAGCAGCAACAGCUGAUCCGGGUAUAUUUCAGGUCAGCGCUAAAUUUAUGGGAAUUGAUGUCGAAAAAGUAGAACUUGUCUUCCAGGACUUGUUGCAGUUACAGUACGAGGGUGUUGCUGUGAUGGAAAUGUUCGGAAAGACAAAAAUAAAUGUAAAUCUUCUAAUCUUCUUAAUCAAUAAAAAAUUCUACAGCGGUGGAAAGUGAACAGACACAAUCAAGUGAUGGAAUGACAUGAUGUCUGACGUAUGCGUAAGAUUUGGCAAGAAUUAGGUGCCACAGCUUGAGCAGUAAACCUGAUAUUUUAGGCGAAGAAAUUCAAGAUGAUAAAGCUUAUAUUAAAAUAGUUUUGAUGUGAAGUUCACAUCAGUUGUGGACAAAACUUUCAGAACCUUCAAAUCAUCAUGGAGAUGUUGAUUUUUGCAUCUUUUAUUGACAUGUAUAAUAAAACAAUAUAUUUUACUUACUAGGGUAACAUGCUUACAUAAUAUCUUGUUUUUGCUUUCUAGACCUAUUUAUGCAAACCUAGGACAUAGCCUGAAAAUUGCAUCAGAAAAUUAUAUAUAUAUAUAUUACUUUUCUUUUGGAUUUUGUCAAUUUUUAGUACAGUUCAAGAUAAAUUAAGUAUUGCUGGUCAGAUUUUUGAUUGGACAGUUUGUCUCUCUUUUUGUGUGACAUGUUUUUUAAAUGAUUGAUUUUAUCUAUGACUCUUUCCUGUUUCCCAAGCGUAUACAGUAGUACAAAACAGGAAAAAUUUAAAAGUUUUUAUAGUAUCAUUCAAGUAAUUACGGAAAGAAGGUUUAGCAAAUUGCUAAAGAGUUUAGCAUUUCAUCAGCAAGAUUGUUAUAACUCCUGCUUUCCAGAGGGCAUGUAAUAAGACAGGCCAAAUAAAAAAUAUAUUUGAGCCGUGCCAUGAGAAAACCAACAUAGUGGGUUUGCGACCAGCAUGGAUCCAGACCAGCCUGCGCAUCCGGGCAGUCUGGUCAGGCUCCAUGCUGUUCGCUUUUAAAGCCUACUGCAAUUAGAGAAACUGUUAGCGAACAGCAUGGAUCCUGACCAGAAUGCGCGAAUGCGCAGGCUGGUCUGGAUCCAUGCUGGUCGCAAAGCCACUAUGUUGGUUUUCCCAUGGCAUGGCUCAUUUAACAAUUAAAUACACUAUCAAGCAAAGGACUGGAAACAUAAAAAUGACCAUGGAUUUUUAUGUAGACAAGAUAUUAAUUUUUUGUUAAAUUUGGAUUUUAUGUUGAAUUGAAAAUAUAUACAUAAAACUGAUUUUAAAACAUUUAAUAUGUAGGCACAAAUUUGUGUUGGUUUUUUUUUGUGAAAAAGGACAUUUCGUGGGGAUGUGAUUUCGUGGAUUCAAGUUAUAAAUAUAAAAUAAGUGGGAAUGUUACUGUUUAUUUUGGAUUAAAUUUUGUGGAUUUACUCAUUCACCAAAAUGAGUCCUUCCAUUAUAACAAAUUUGUCAUUAUAAGCAGGAGUAGAUGCUCUAUUUUUCGCAAGGUUUGAGAGACAAUGUAUUUAUGUCCAAGUCUAAAGUAUUUAGAUUGUCUUUGUUAAAUUUAUGAAACAGGAAAUCUUUAUUACAUAUUCUUUAACAAACUGUUAAACAGUUAUUUCCCCCUUACUCCCUGUAAUUGUUAAAUUGAGCCGUGCCAUGGGAAAACCAACAUAGUGGGUGUGCGACCAGCAUGGAUCCAGACCAGCCUGCGCAUCCGCGCAGUCUGGUCAGGCUCCAUGCUGUUCGCUUUUAAAGCCUAUUGGAAUUGGAGAAACUGUUAGCGAACAGUAUGGAUCCUGACCAGACUGCGCGGAUGCGCAGGCUGGUCUGGAUCCAUGCUGGUCGCACACCCACUAUGUUGGUUUUCCCAUGGCAUGGCUCAAUUGUAUUUUUGAAUCUUCAUUAAGCAGUUAAGCUGUAUUGUUACAUGUUAUAUGGAGCUAGUCUCUAUGUUUGUUGAUGCAUUUACUAAGAUCUGCCUUAUAUUUAUGUAUUUGUUGCUUAUAUAAUGUUUGUUAGAAGAUUGUGUUCAAGUAAUCUGUUCAUGUUACAUUGUAUAACCAGUAGAGAAUUAUUUUCAGCCAUAAACAAGAGAACAGGUCAGUACUGGUAUAUAAUCAAGGAAAACUGGGUAGGCAAACCUACCUUCAUUUUGUAACUUAAUAUCCUUAACAGUUAAACCAGUAUUAAACAAACUAACUACUGUAGAGAACAUUAUCUUGGCGCAAGGAGUGAUUAACUGUAUUGGCAUAAAAAAGCACAUUUUUCCUGCAUUACAAUUUUAAGUAAAUUCCAUCAUUUUUCUACAAUGAAAAGUUCACCAACAUUUAAUACAACAUUCCUGUUAGGAGUUUCUUUCAGUAGUGUUUUGUUAUUUACUUGACUGUAUAAAUUACUUUACAAAUUGUAAGUUAUAAACCAGGCUUCCAUUUACAUUGUUAGCUGCUUGCCUAUAGGGACCAGUUCAAAUCUUCUUGGUAUUUUGUAUAAUUUGAUGUACAUUUUAUUUAUUUUAUACUUACAAUUUUUUUCCAUGUUUGUGGACCAAAAUGUUAUUGCUUUGUAGGUUUUUUUUUCUUCUGAAAUAAUGCAUUUACAAGUUUACGUCUUUGUUUGUCUCUAUAUAAUUGUUAAUACUUUUGUAAGUACUUAAACCGUGUAUUAUCCAGAAGUGCUUUUUUACCAUAUAUUUAUGCACAUUGAUUGUAAAGGACCUUUCUGCUUUCAGGUGUUUAUUAUCUAGAGGUAAUGUUGAUAAUGUUCUUCAUUCAGUAUUGUAUAUUGUCAGUCUGAAAGUAAUUUUUCCUGUACCUUCGAAACAUUUGGGAUAGCUGUUAGCUACGUGCAGGUAACAGGUUAUUUUGUGAUACGCAAUCAAGAAAAAUUUUUAGGCCGAUUGACUACUCUUAGUUUGAAAAAUAAAUGCAUAAAACACAAAUUGAAAUAAACAAAAUUCUGCCACUUCACCUUGAAACCUUAUUUGUUGUGGACACAUUCUUGGGAGAAAAAGAAAAAAGUCAUCAGUACAGGUGUGGCUUUUUAAUUGUGGAUGAUAAGAAAUAUGAAAACUUUGUUUAUAGUAUUGAUGUUGCUUUGAAGUGCAGUACUGAACACAUUGCAUUUAUCUUCAAACUUCUAUUAUGUAAAAUUAUUUAGUCUGUGACAAAGGAAAGAAUACUUUGCAUGGACACUAAACAUUUAUCUUUGAACUUCAUCCAGAUGUGAACUAUUAAGUCCCUGGCUUAGCUCAUUAGUACAUAUUAAUCAGUUUUGUGUAAAAAUGGAACCAGUGAUUAGCAGAAAUUCUGUUGAGAGAUGUUAUUGGUAACUUGUAAGAAAUUCUUUUGUUUCUUCUUAUAACACUAUGAUUCAAGGUAAAUGCUUCCUUGCUGCAACAUAACAGUCUGAAUAUUUCCAAAAUCAGUGUUGUCUUAAAAUAUAAGAAGUCAUAAAUAAAUAUUAAAUUGGUCAUUCUGGAGUGAAGUAUAGUGUUUGCAGAAUGCCCUAUGAAAUUGAUGAGAGCUUUCUGGUGUGCUUAGUGUUACAUCUGUCGGCAAAUGAAAACAUUUAUUUUUGGAAAAUUUGACACCUUUUAAUGUGGGUGUAACUUGGAAUUAAGAAUCUAUUAGCUUUGCUGAUGAAGGCAUACAGUGUUUUUUUAUCAACAGAAUGCAUUUAUUUUUAAUGUUCACAAAAUUUAAAGUCUGUAUCAUCUUGCUGAUAUGUAGUGUGUUAAGGUUUUGUGUUUGUUCAUUUAAUGAAGAGAUAAAGAAACAAUUUUGAUUCCAAUAUGAAUUUGUACAUUGAAAUAGUACACAGUGAUAGAGCAGCUAAUAUAGUUGAUGGAGAUCUUAAAUUGUUUUAAAACAUUAUUGUUAUGAAUUGGUCAUAAUGGGUACAUGUAAACUCAGGGUUUCAAAAAUAGCUGGUUUCUUGAUUUUAGACCAAUUUUUAUGCCCCACAUUGAGUAUAUUGCUCAUUGUCCAUCUGUAAGUAGACCGUUUUGGUUUCCACCCAACAUCGCGAGAAUGCUUGGUCACACUUAAUAAGAUGGUUGUUGGCGGAAGAUGAUCACUAUUUGUUUUGUUACGUAGGUCAAACAUCAGGUCAUAGUGGCCUGAAGGCUAAAAAUGGUGUCAUGUCAGUAACUAAAGAACAUUUCUUCUACAUUUGUUGAACUUCAUAGGAUUAUUGUGCCCAUUUUGGCCCACAUUAGAUGAUUUCCAGUGAUUAUCAGAUGACCCUUAUUGUUAUGGAAGUCAAUAGCCCAAAGGUCAGGGUGUCACAUUGACCUCAAGACUGAAAAUGGUUUCCACUAAAUAACACUUUGGUGUCUCAAAACCCCAUGGAAUGAUUGCCUAUAUGGAGUAGAUGACCCCUAUUGUUUUGCGUGUCAGUCGUUGAAUGUCAAGGGCACAAAUAUCUUUAGACUGAAAAUGGUGUCUAAUGCUUAGGCAGUCUAUUUUCAUAGGAUGGUUGCCUGUAGUCAGUAGAUGACCCUGCUUUUAUUUAGGUCAUUUGGUCAAAGGGCAUGGUUACAGCGUUCAAAAUUAUUUACCCACUUACCUCCAAUAGUCUAUCAUGGAGGGCAUGUGGUUUACAAACAGCCCUUGUAAGCUUUUCAGACUGUUUUAUAAACUAAGUUUUAAAAAUACUGGUUUGAGAAAAAGAUAAAUAUUUGGUCUAAAAUACCGAUACACGACCACUUGCAAGCAAGAAAUUGUUGAUCACACGUACAAAUCUUUAAUUAAAAUGGGAUGUUAGGGAGAAGUAAUUAGUGUGUAACUACAGUGUUUCCUUUGAUGCUUGCAGCUAGUAGAUUUCAGUGUUUUAUAUAAAGACCAACUGUUUGUAUUCAGAUCAAUCAUUAGCCUUGUUUGAGCUAAUAAAUGUUUUUAUUGCUUGAAUAGGACCAAUUGUGCUAUGCAGCUGCAGUUUUGUAUUAACAUCUAGAAAUCUGAAAUGCCGCUAAUUAGAGAAAUUAUUUGUAUACUAUUAUAUCUGUUUUCAAAGAAAAUACUUGAACAAGAGCAAAAGAACCCAGUAAAAUGAUCUACUGUAGAAUGUAUACAUCACAUGGGGAAACCAGCAUAAAUUACUUGAUUUUUCGAAAUUUGCUUGAACGAUAAAAGUAUUGGUGCUUUUGUUUAACUACAAUGAUUUUUUUUUUUCUGCAUCAAACACGACCAGACUUUUUUUACCCGAUAAGGUGCCAAGAUAAUUAGCCUCUGUUAUUUAGGGCUUGCUAGAAUUUCUCAGUAAAAAAGCACAAAUUGACUUCUAAUAGUAUAUGAUUACUUGAGGUAUUUGGUAAAUCAUUUUUACUAUGUAUAAAUAUAGUGGGUGGGGUAGCACCACAUUUGGAAUGCUUUAGUUUUCAAAAUUUUCAGAGCCCUGAUGUAAAUUAACUUCAUUUGUUAUGGUUUCCAACUUUGUGUUCAAUGCUGAUGCAAUAGAUAUACUAGAUAUAUAUAUAUGAGAAGAUUGUACAUAAAGCUUUCAAUAAAACUGUCAGUAACUA
Messenger RNA from Mercenaria mercenaria, 10351 nucleotides. RefSeq names its product ras GTPase-activating-like protein IQGAP1. Gene Ontology annotation, cellular component: cytoplasm. The record is from RefSeq and is a predicted model, not a curated record. Lineage: Eukaryota; Metazoa; Mollusca; Bivalvia; Venerida; Veneridae. Gene Ontology annotation, biological process: regulation of actin cytoskeleton organization; regulation of GTPase activity. Gene Ontology annotation, molecular function: GTPase activator activity; actin filament binding; calmodulin binding.